UUGUAUGUAUCGCGCGUGAGGAGCAUUGACUCAUUCGCCAUUUUUAUUUUUUCCAUUUGUCUUUUUUGGGUGUUGCUGCAGACGGAAAUUUAAAAAGUCGCAAAAAUGGAAAUGUCAUUAAAUCCUGUGCGUGUCUUGAAGAGCGAGGCUCAAGAGGAGAAAGCGGAAAUGGCCCGCUUGUCGUCUUUUAUAGGUGCUAUUGCUAUUGGUGAUCUCGUGAAAAGCACUUUGGGACCUAAAGGUAUGGACAAAAUCCUAGUAGCUCAUGGUCGCAAUGCUGGCCAGGUUGAGGUCACAAAUGAUGGCGCCACCAUAUUACGCGCAGUUGGUGUAGAUAAUCCUGCGGCGAAAAUAUUAGUGGACAUGUCACGUGUACAAGAUGAAGAAGUUGGAGAUGGAACUACUUCAGUGACAGUACUUGCAGCUGAACUUUUACGUGAAGCUGAGAAAUUGGUCGAACAAAAACUUCACCCACAAAUUAUUAUCGCUGGCUGGCGUUUGGCUACUCAAGUGGCACGUGAAGCACUUAUAGAAGCUUCCCAAGAUAACUCUGCAAAUGAUGACAAAUUUAAAGAAGAUUUAAUGAACAUUGCCAGAACAACAUUAUCAUCAAAAAUUUUGCAUCAACACAAAGAGUUUUUUGCAAAAUUGGCUGUGGAUGCUGUUUUGAGACUUAAAGGCUCUGGAGAAUUGCAUGCAAUACAAAUAAUAAAAAAGAGGGGAGGUACAUUAGAUGACUCAUUUUUAGAUGACGGAUUCCUCUUAGACAAAAAGCCAGGGGUGCAUCAACCUCAGCGGAUUGAAAAAGCGAAAAUUCUCAUUGCGAAUACACCUAUGGACACAGACAAAAUCAAAGUGUUCGGAAGUACGAUCAAAGUUGAUUCCUUAGCAAAGAUAGCGGAUCUUGAACUAGCUGAAAAGGAAAAAAUGAAAGAUAAGGUACAGAAGAUCCUUAACCACAAUUGUAACGUGUUCAUCAAUCGCCAACUCAUUUACAAUUACCCGGAGCAAUUGUUCGCGGACGCAGGCGUUAUGGCAAUUGAACAUGCAGACUUUGAUGGAAUCGAACGGUUAGCGUUAGUUACAGGCGGUGAAAUUGUUUCGACUUUUGAAAAUCCAGCGCUGGUCAAAUUGGGCGAAUGUGAUCUUAUCGAGCAGGUAAUGAUCGGUGAGGACACACUUUUACGAUUCAGCGGUGUAAAAUUGGGCGAAGCCUGUACAGUUGUGAUACGUGGUGCAACACAGCAAAUCAUAGAUGAAGCUGAUCGUUCGUUGCACGAUGCGCUAUGCGUGUUGGCCGCUACUGUUAAGGAAUCCCGUAUUGUUUAUGGGGGCGGUUGUUCUGAAGCGCUUAUGGCUAAUGCUGUGCUAAAAAAAGCAGGUGAAACCGCAGGCAAAGAAGCCAUCGCAAUGGAAGCAUUUGCCAGGGCUUUACUGGCAUUGCCUACAGCCAUAGCUGACAAUGCUGGCUAUGAUUCAGCACAACUGGUGUCGGAGUUACGUGCGGCGCACGCGCAGGGUAAAUCUAGUAUUGGUUUAGAUAUGGAAAAGGGCAAAGUGGGCGAUAUGAAGGAACUCGGAAUCACGGAAUCAUUUGCUGUUAAACGCCAGGUAUUGAUGUCUGCUUCAGAGGCCGCCGAGAUGAUACUACGUGUUGAUGAUAUCAUAAAAUGUGCACCACGACGCCGUGUACCUGACCGUGGUUAUUGCUAGAUUUAAGAUCUUAUUGAUUGUAUUAUGUUGUCAAAGAAAAAAACAACUCUAUGACGUUAACCUACGUAAGUUCUCUUUAUUUGUUUCCAAAAUGUAUUUAACAGAAAAAAAAGAAAAAAAUUAUAAUACCGAAUUAACCACUUAUUGCUUAUAGCUUCCAGUUCCAAUUUAUACAUUAGGCAAUCCGACAGUCCAAAUUGUCGAGCACGAAGUUUAUAAACCUAAUCACUUCCCACUAUAUUAAAAAUACUGAUUUUUGCAAUAAAUCUGUUAACACUUGGAAAGACCGGGUUGGAAUACA
Anastrepha ludens (Mexican fruit fly) is the source of this 2014-nucleotide messenger RNA. It is a transcript of the gene CCT2, whose product is annotated as T-complex protein 1 subunit beta. NCBI's taxonomy places the organism in Eukaryota, Metazoa, Arthropoda, Insecta, Diptera, Tephritidae. Gene Ontology annotation, molecular function: ATP-dependent protein folding chaperone; ATP binding; ATP hydrolysis activity. Gene Ontology annotation, cellular component: cytosol; chaperonin-containing T-complex. The transcript is spliced from 4 exons. Gene Ontology annotation, biological process: protein folding. The record is from RefSeq and is a predicted model, not a curated record. Bases 106 to 1713 code for a protein of 535 amino acids.